GUUUCAGUGUGAUUUCCACUCGCCGUCUCUUUCCGCGUUGCUCACGUAUUAGCAUUGAGCGGCUAGCUGCUCUCCGGGAAAGUUGCCCACUUCAUCGGCUUAUUCGGCUCUGACUCCCCACUUGGACCACAACACCUAAACCGAGAGGAGGAGACAAACUUUCAAGGUGGUCGGAUCUGGAUCAAGGUUGUUAAACAGUUAAUGCACAAGAUAAAGAGGCUGAAAACCGACGACAAAACAGAAGACGGCCAGGAAAGCAUCAGAGACUCACUGGCAGGCAUGACGGGAGUGGAUGAGCUCUCAGACAGCACAGAGGUGGUGGAGAUGGAGGACGUGAAUCCCACCCAGUUCCAGGUGGAGAAACACUCCUGGGACGGCCUGCGGAAGAUCAUCCACAGCAGCCGCAAAAACACCGGAAUGGUCAUCAACAAGGCGCCGCACGACUUCCAGUUCGUCCAGAAGGACGAGGCCAGUCCGCACUCCCAUCGCAUCUACUACCUCGGAAUGCCUUACGCCAGCCGAGAAAAUGCUUUGCUCUACUCCGACAUUCCCAAGAAGGUCCGCAAAGACGCGCUGCUCGUUUUGUCAUGGAAAUCGAUGCUGGACCAUUUUCAGGCCAGUCCUCACCACGGGGGCUUCUCUCGGGAGGAGGAACUGCUGCGAGAGAGAAAACGUUUGGGGGUGUCUGGCAUCACCGCCUAUGACUACCACCAACCCAGCGGGCUUUUCCUGUUCCAGGCCAACAGCAGCCUGUACUACUGUCGGGACGGCGCCAGCAACUCUUUCAUCACUUCUCCGAUGAACCCCAUAGAGAUCAAGAGCCAGAAUUCAGGCACACGUAUGGACCCCAAAAUCUGCCCUGGGGACCCCAACUUCAUCGGUUUCAUCAACAACAACGACAUUUGGGUGACAAACACAGAGACCGGAGAAGAGAGGAGACUCACAUUCUGCCAUAAAGGUAUUAAUAACCCUAAAGACGAUCCUAAAUCAGCCGGGGUCGCCACGUUUGUCACUCAGGAAGAGUUUGAUCGCUUCACUGGUUACUGGUGGUCUCCAGCCGCACGCGAAGAGCCUGAUGGCGGUAAAACUCUGCAGAUUCUGUAUGAGGAGGUGGACGAGUCGAAGGUGGAGAUCAUCCAUGUUCCAUCUCCGGCUCUGGAGGAGCGGAAAACCGACGUCUACAGAUACCCACGCGCAGGCAGUAACAAUCCUGAAAUCACUUUGAAGCUUGCUGAAAUCAGGGCAGACAGCGUUGGAAAGAUCGUCAGCACGCAGGAGAAAGUGUUGCCUGUUCCUUUUAGCUGCCUGUUUCCCAACGUCGAGUACAUCACCAGAGCCGGAUGGACAAAAGACGGCCUAUACGCGUGGGCGGUCAUGAUGGACCGACGGCAGCAGAACCUUCAGCUGGUCCUGCUUCCUCCGGCGCUUUUCGUCCCGGCUCACCAGGACGAAGCGAAACGACAGGAGAGCCUGGAGGCUCUGGGCGACUCGGUCCAUCCCUUCAUCAUCUACAGAGAAACCAGCGACAUCUGGAUCAAUGUGCACGACAUCUUCCAUCCUUUCCUCCAAACGUCUGAUGACGAGUUCACCUUCAUCACAGUAAACGAGUCUAAAACGGGCUUCUGCCACCUGUAUAAGAUCACCGCAGCGUUACAGCGGGGCAAAUUCGACUGGGCCAAAGGAUACACUCACUCUGCAGAUGAUUUUAAGUGUCCAGUUAAAGAGGAGGUGACGGUGACCAGUGGGGAGUGGGAGGUGCUGGCCAAUCAUGGAGCAAAGCGGUCUUGCAGCCCUCAGAUUUGGGUUGACGAGGCGGCGAAGCUGGUUUACUUCCAGGGUACCAAAGACUCUCCUCUGGAGCAUCACCUGUACGUGGUGAGCUACGAGACGCCGGGUGAAAUCGUCAGACUCACCAAACCCGGAUUCUCCCACAGCUGCUCAGUGAGCCAGACCUUUGAUAUGUUUAUUAGCCACUACAGCAGUUUGACCACCGCUCCCUGUGUUCACAUCUAUAAGCUGGCCGGGGACGGCGACCCGCUGCACAAAGAACCUCAGUUCUGGGCCAGCAUGAUGGAGUCUUCUGCGUUCCACUUUGAUGCUCCGCCUCCAGAAAUCUUUAGCUUCACUGGGAAGUCGGGCUUUGAGCUCUACGGCAUGUUGUACAAACCAAACAACCUGGUGCCUGGAAGGAAGCAUCCCACUGUUGUUUUUGUCUACGGUGGCCCUCAGGUGCAGCUGGUGAAUAACUCCUAUAAAGGAGUGAAGUACCUGCGGCUAAGUACGCUAGCUUGCCUGGGUUACGUGGUGCUGGUCAUCGACGGGCGGGGAUCCUGCCAGCGAGGACUCAAGUUUGAAGGAGCUGUGAAGGAUAAAAUGGGUCUGGUGGAGAUUGACGACCAGGUGGAGGGUUUGCACUAUAUUGCUGACAAGUACAAGUUUGUGGACCUGAGCCGCGUCGCCAUCCACGGCUGGUCGUACGGAGGAUUUCUCUCCCUCAUGGGCCUCAUCCACAGACCGGACAUAUUUAAGGUCGCCGUCGCCGGAGCGCCGGUGACUCUGUGGAUGGCGUAUGACACCGGCUACACGGAGCGAUAUCUGGACACGCCGGAAAAAAACCAGAAGGGAUAUGAAGCUUGCUCCGUCGCUCUGCAUGUUGACAAACUUCCCAACGAGCCGAACCGACUGCUGAUCCUUCACGGGUUUCUAGACGAGAAUGUUCACUUCUUCCACACUAACUUCCUGGUGUCUCAGCUCAUCCGAGCAGGAAAGCCGUACAGCCUUCAGAUUUAUCCCAACGAGCGCCACAGCAUCAGGUGUCCGGAGUCCGGGGAGCAUUAUGAGAUCAGCCUGCUGCACUUCCUCCAGCAGAACCUCUGAUAAGCCUCUCCACACGCCUUCCUCACCUUCCCUUCCUUCCUGCCUCUCUUUUCUCAGCAUUUAUCCAAACCUGCUUCUCCACUUUACUUGACUUUAUGAUCAGCUGAAUGCAAUCUACUCCGAACUUCAUCAUGCCUGCAGAGCCGUUCACCAGUCUUACAGUCGCAGCAGCAUUUUCAGCAUCAAAAUGUUGCUGGAAUAUCAGAUGUUUGGUUGCCUUUCACGUAUAAUUCAGGAGUAAAGCGAACGGCUGUGUUAAUCUCUGCCGCCAGCAGAGGUCGCCGUUCACCCGGAUCAUGAAACGAUAAAGACUUUUUAUUUUCUUUGUGUUGAAAUCCAGCAACAGGAGCAAGUUUUGAUGUUUAAAAUGCUGCCUUAUGUAACAGAAUACACAUGUGGACCAUUUACAACAAUGUUUUGAUUUGUUGGGGUUUUUUAGUGCCAUUUAAUUUUAUAUUUUGAAAUAUAAAAUUAAAUGCAACUCAUUUCUGUGAAUCAAAGCUCACUUUUCUGUCUCUGAAUACAAACUGGUGUGAUUUCAGCACCCCUGUUGCACACUUGAUCGUGUUUUGCUAUGAGAUUUGUGUCUUAUGCCUGUCACAGGUUGUUUUUUUAUGCAGUUAUUCCAGAAAAAUUAUAUAAAUUCCACAUUUUUAUUAGGUUGUACUAUUUAAAAAAAAAAUCUUCUAGAAAUGUUGGGAGUUAUCUGGGACCUGUUCUUGAUCGCUUGCUUUAACUUCCUGAAGAGCUUUCCUUUCUCCUGCUGCUGAGGACUUUUUGCACAGUACAUUAUAUUUACCUUUGUGCCAAGAAGCUGACCUGAACGAUGAUGUUUGAGACAACUGAGGUGCCUUGCAGAGUUUAGGAGCACCUGCUCACAUUGAAAACAAAUCAGGGAAUCAGUCAGAAGACUCAACGCCUUGUUAUCAUCUGCUGAACUUAAAUGUUAUAAAUGUACUCUCAGUUAUUGAAGAAAUAAACUGAAGCGAACAAUCUCCCCCUCUA
This is a messenger RNA of Poecilia reticulata (guppy), 3882 nucleotides long. RefSeq names its product dipeptidyl peptidase 9-like. NCBI's taxonomy places the organism in Eukaryota, Metazoa, Chordata, Actinopteri, Cyprinodontiformes, Poeciliidae. Gene Ontology annotation, biological process: proteolysis. Gene Ontology annotation, molecular function: serine-type peptidase activity; dipeptidyl-peptidase activity. The record is from RefSeq and is a predicted model, not a curated record.